AUGAUAUAUAUCAUAACUCAUGUAUCCAUUUCAAAUGCAUAUCCCAUUUUUGCACAAAAGGGCUAUGAAAAUCCACAAGAAGUGACUGGACGUAUUGUAUGCGCCAAUUGCCAUUUAGCUAAUAAACCGGUGGAUAUUGAGGUUCCGCAAACAGUACUUCCCGAUACUGUAUUUGAAGUAGUUGUUCGAAUUCCUUCUGAUAUGCAACUGAAAGAAGUUCUUGCUAAUGGCCCUGUUCCUGGUCAGAAAUAUAGUGAAAUCACGUUUCCUAUUCUUUCGCCGGACCCCGCUGCUAAGAAAAACAUUCACUUCUUAAAAUAUCAUAUAUACGUAGGCGGAAACAGGGGAAGGGGCCAGAUUUAUCCUGACAGGAGCAAGAGUAUCAAUACAGUUUAUAAUGCUACAGCAUCCGGUAUAGUAAGAAAAAUCCUACGAAAAGAAAAGGGGGGAUACGAAAUUACCAUAGCGGAUGCAUCGGAUGGACGUUAA
Molecule: messenger RNA, 489 nt
Organism: Lactuca saligna
Lineage: Eukaryota; Viridiplantae; Streptophyta; Magnoliopsida; Asterales; Asteraceae
Source: the annotation of a GenBank genome assembly